Aspergillus puulaauensis is the source of this 1995-nucleotide messenger RNA. Its product is annotated as fungal specific transcription factor domain-containing protein. The record is from RefSeq and is a predicted model, not a curated record. The coding region runs from base 1 to 1995 and encodes 664 amino acids. The transcript is spliced from 5 exons. Gene Ontology annotation, molecular function: zinc ion binding; DNA binding. Gene Ontology annotation, biological process: DNA-templated transcription. Lineage: Eukaryota; Fungi; Ascomycota; Eurotiomycetes; Eurotiales; Aspergillaceae.
AUGUCAGCAGUUCCAGCACAGAGCUCUACAUUACCAGAUGUUGGACCGAAGUCCACUGCAGAUACCCAUGUGAUUUAUUCGUAUUAUCCUUUCCUCAAAGCCGAUCUUUCUCUCAUGUCCGAACAAGACGUCCGCUUCCUAGACUCGCAAGGAUGUUUCAAGAUCCCCGGUCGACAGGCAGUGGACCAAUUCAUCCGCGAAUAUUUCCUCCAUGUCCAUUCCGGCCUACCACUCCUUGACGAGUCCGCCUUCUGGAAAAUGUAUUCUACAAGCGGCAACUUGCCACGAAGCACUCCAUGUUUAUCCCUGUUUGUGUUUCAAGCAAUUCUCUUCGUGUCAUGCAGUUUUCUGCUUCCUGCAACCAUCCGAUCUCUGGGCUUUGAAUCCACACGGAGUGCAAGGGCAACAUACUACCGGCGUGCCAAGCUGUUAUUUGACUUUGGCGGGGAAUCAGACUCCAUUGCAAAUGCUCAGGGGGCACUGCUGCUCUCAUAUAAUGCCUCAAUGCGCGACCGUAAAAGAGUUAAUUCUCUCUGGCUAGCAACAGCCAUCCAGCUGGCGGAAGACAAAGGGGCGCAUCUGGCUCACCUCACUCCGGCUAAUUCAUUAGAGAACAAUGCGUUAAAACGGCUGUGGUGGUGCUGUAUUAUCCGGGACCGCAUUCUCCCUCUUGGCGUGCGGCGGAAAUUGCACAUAUCCUUUGAUGACGGUGACCUGAAGGGUAUGGCAUUGACAGAUGAUGACUUUCGCGAUGAGAUAAAUGACUCCCGAGUCUAUGAUAAUGAGACCAAGAGACUAUUGGUCCGACUGUUUAUCAUGCUCUGUGACCUCGCAGGACCCCUUGGAGACGUGAUUCUGACUAUUUACCCAUCAAACAAACCAAUGGAUAUUUCAUCCCUGAGUCCAUCGAAGCUUCAGCAGAGACUCGACCGCAUCCAGUCGUGCAAGCAUGCCCUGCAGGCUUGGUUCGAGAGGGCAGUCGUGAUGUUCCCAACACCAGCUAGUAUUAUGGGUACCAGUGAAUCCCUUAUUCUAUACACUAACCUGAUGUAUAUAUAUUAUCACUCCGCCCGACUGGCCUUGUACCAGCACGAAGCACUGAUCUAUACCGCGGGACUGCCUGGGCUUGGGUUCAAGGAUAACCAGUUACCUCAGAGCAUAGUACAGCUGGAAGACGCUGCAGCAAAGAUCACCGAAGGCCUUAAGGAGCUUAUCCAGCUGAAGCUUGCAAGGUAUCUUCCAAUAAGCGUUGUGGCUUUUGCAGCGGUGCCAUUGGUGCUGCACAUCGUCGACGUGAAGCUUUCUACCACACCAUCCCAAAUAGCGCAGCGGCAAGGCCAACUCAACAUCUACAUGCAGGCGAUGGAAGGGCUGCAAGCACAAUAUGAUGGUACAGAUGAGGUUUGGCUCUUCAUACGAGCGGUUGUCGAUUCCGUUACAGGCGGCGGCUCGAGCCCGAAAGAGCAAUCCUAUCUGACCCACGGUGAUGAUGGCUUGACUCCGAAAUAUGCUUCUUCGUGCGAAGCCCUCCAGCUCCCCUCGAAUAUUCCCGAUUUUGUCCCGGCCACCAGCAAUUGGGGAAAUAUGCUUCUCCAGCAACCUGCCCUUUACUUCCGACUGACCCACACUAUUGACCUUUCACUGUCUAUGGGACGCUACCCCGAAGAUUCGGAGCUCCCUGUCGUACUGAGGGCUACACGUCUUCCACUUUACCAAAUUAGCAUCGGCGAUAUGCGUGACAGGUGCGGCUCUAAUAGAGACAGCGAUGCACUUUACCAGUGGGACCCGCCCGACGACUUGAAUGACCAAGACUCCAACGGGUCAUCCGUAGCGGAAUCCAAUAUGGUCGAUCCUUUGGGGAACCCCGAGGGUCCUAUGAGAUAUGAUCAUGCAGAUCUAGGUCUGCAGGUGUCGCUCGAUGCCUUUGAAUUUGAUUUUGGAUCGGGGAGUGCCAGUAUAUUUCCGCAACCCUCGCCCACGCAGCUGUGGGAGUAA